GUAUUAGCACAAAUUAGACAGAGGGUAAGGUAGGUGACGGAGGAAAAAUGUCAGGGGUGUCUAAUUCAGCAUCCGCUUCACCGCAGGAAAAGCUGCCAGAUACCAGCAUAAUGCAAACCGCGGAGCUUAGAGCACAUAUUGAGCGUUGUGAGCGCCUUAUGCGCCAGGAGGCACUGUUGGAACGUCUUCCCGAUCGUGGUGCCGGCGUGAAGCAUCGCUACAGUAUAUACACGGCAGAGUUGGAGAGGCGCAAAAACGAGCAGGAACUGCAAAACGGUGAAAAUAACGCGGAAAAAGAAGGUUGUGGGUCAUCCGUAGGAGCACCACUUGGAGUUGGGAAGGUAAAUUCACCUGCUAAGGUACGUAACGAAGAGACCAUGCCGUAUAUGGAUCCGAAUUAUGCUACUCAGCUUCGUAUUAUCGAGGAAAAAUAUCAAGAUGUGCGAAUUCCUGUCGAAAAAAUUGUGCGUCGUAUGUAUGAAGGUUCUCUGAGCGAGACAGAGAUUCAGCGUAUUUUGAAAGAUAUCCCGCCAAAAUACUUCUUAACUCACAGGGAGACGUGUGAGCGGAUGAGGGAGUUGGCGCGACGAGCGCGGGAAGAAGAAUUACAAAAGCUUAAACAGCAGUCAAUGUGA
This is a messenger RNA of Phytomonas sp. EM1, 635 nucleotides long. Lineage: Eukaryota; Euglenozoa; Kinetoplastea; Trypanosomatida; Trypanosomatidae. The record is from the annotation of a GenBank genome assembly.